Physeter macrocephalus (sperm whale) is the source of this 5196-nucleotide messenger RNA. RefSeq names its product ATP binding cassette subfamily C member 3 (gene ABCC3). Gene Ontology annotation, biological process: transmembrane transport. The transcript has 31 exons. Gene Ontology annotation, molecular function: ATP hydrolysis activity; ATP binding; ABC-type transporter activity. Gene Ontology annotation, cellular component: membrane. NCBI's taxonomy places the organism in Eukaryota, Metazoa, Chordata, Mammalia, Artiodactyla, Physeteridae. The record is from RefSeq and is a predicted model, not a curated record.
AUGAGGCGGCUCUGGGCUGGCGCUAGGUCUGUCCCGGGCUGGUAGAGACCGUGCUCGCCGUCCUCGCAGCCGAGCUCCGGCCCCAUGGACGCUCUGUGCGGCUCCGGGGAGCUCGGCUCCAAGUUCUGGGACUCCAAUCUGUCCGUGCACACAGACAACCCGGACUUCACUCCCUGCUUCCAGAACUCCGUGCUGGCCUGGGUCCCCUGCAUCUACCUGUGGGCCGCCCUGCCCUGCUACCUGUUCUACCUGCGGCACCGCCACCAAGGCUACAUUGUUCUCUCUCGCCUCUCCAGGCUCAAGACGGCCUUGGGCGUCCUGCUGUGGUGUGUCUCCUGGACUGACCUCUUCUACUCCUUCCAUGGCCUGGUCCACGGUUGGGCCCCUGCCCCCAUCUUCUUUGUCACCCCCUUGGUGGUGGGGGUCACCAUGCUGCUGGCCACCCUGCUGAUCCAGUAUGAGCGUCUGCAGGGGCUUCGGUCCUCGGGGGUCCUCAUCAUCUUCUGGUUCCUGUGUGUGGUCUGUGGCAUCAUCCCUUUCCGUUCCAAGAUCCUUUCAGCUUUGGCACAGGGCAAGAUCUCAGACCCCUUCCGCUUCACCACCUUCUAUAUCUACUUUGCCCUGGUGCUCUCUGCCCUCAUCCUCUCCUGCUUCAGGGAGAAGCCACCGUUUUUCUCCCCCAAGAAUAUGGACCCCAACCCCUGCCCUGAGGCCGGAGCUGGCUUCCUCUCCCGCCUGUCUUUCUGGUGGUUUACAAAGUUGGCCAUCCUCGGCUACCGGCGGCCCUUGGAGGAGUGGGACCUCUGGUGCCUGAACGAGGGGGACCGCUCCCACAUGGUGGUGCAGAGGCUGCUGGAGGAGAGAAAGAAGCAGCAAGAGCAGGCAGCGCGACACCAGGCUGCAGAGGCUUCUGGGAAGAGACUGUCCAGCGAGGGUGAGGUGCUGCUGGGGGGCCGGCCCCAGGCCCGGGAGCCCCCCUUCCUGCGGGCCCUGAUGGCCACCUUUGGCUCCAGCUUCCUCCUCAGCAUGUGCUUCAAGCUGAUCCAGGACCUCCUGUCCUUCAUCAACCCACAGCUGCUGAGCGUCCUGAUCAGAUUUAUUUCAAACCCCACGGCCCCCACCUGGUGGGGCUUUCUGGUGGCCGGGCUGAUGUUCGUGUGCUCCGUGAUGCAGACUGUGAUCUUACACCAGUAUUACCACUGCAUCUUUGUGAUGGGGUUGAGGUUUCGCACGGGCAUCAUAGGUGUCAUCUAUAGGAAGGCUCUGGUCAUCACCAAUUCAGUCAAACGUGAGUCCACUGUGGGAGAAAUUGUUAACCUCAUGUCAGUGGACGCCCAGCGCUUCAUGGAUGUUGUCCCCUUCAUCAACCUGCUGUGGUCAGCACCCCUGCAGAUGAUCCUGGCAGUGUACUUCCUCUGGCAGAACCUGGGUCCCUCUGUCCUGGCUGGAGUCGCUCUCAUGGUUUUGCUGAUCCCGCUCAAUGGAGCCGUGGCUGUGAAAAUGCGUGCGUUCCAGGUAGAGCAAAUGAAAUUCAAGGACUCACGCAUCAAGCUGAUGAGCGAGAUCCUGGGUGGCAUCAAGGUGCUGAAGCUGUAUGCCUGGGAGCCCAGCUUCUUGAAGCAGGUGGAGGACAUCCGGCAGGAUGAGCUCCGGCUGAUGCGCCAGGCUGCCUACCUCCAUGCCACGUCCACUUUCAUCUGGAUCUGCACCCCCUUCCUGGUGACCCUGACCACCCUCGGCAUGUACGUGUCCGUGGACAAGAACAAUGUGCUGGAUGCUGAGAAGGCCUUUGUGUCCGUGUCCCUGUUCAACAUCUUAAAAAUUCCCCUCAACAUGCUGCCCCAGUUAAUCAGCAACCUGGCCCAGACCAGUGUGUCUCUGAAACGGAUCCAGCAUUUCCUGAGCCAAGAUGAACUUGACUCCCAGUGUGUGGAAAGAAAGACCAUCACCCCAGGCUAUACUGUCACCAUACACAAUGGCACCUUCACCUGGUCCCAGAACCUACCACCCACCCUGCACAGCCUAGAUAUCCAGGUGCCAAAAGGGGCGCUAGUGGCUGUGGUGGGGCCUGUGGGUUGUGGGAAGUCCUCCCUGUUGUCUGCCCUGCUGGGAGAGAUGGAGAAGCUGGAAGGCAAGGUGUAUAUGAAGGGCUCCGUGGCCUACGUGCCCCAGCAGGCGUGGAUCCAGAACUGCACUCUUCAGGAAAACGUGCUGUUUGGCCAAGCCCUGGACCCCAAGCGGUACCGACAGGCUCUGGAGGCCUGUGCCCUGCUAGCUGACCUGGAGGUGCUGCCUGGUGGGAGCAAGACAGAGAUCGGAGAGAAGGGCAUUAACCUGUCCGGGGGCCAGCGUCAGCGGGUCAGUCUGGCCCGAGCUGUUUACAGUGAUGCUGACAUUUUUUUGCUGGAUGACCCAUUGUCAGCCGUGGACUCCCACGUGGCCAAGCAUAUCUUUGACCAAGUCAUCGGGCCAGAAGGUGUGCUGGCAGGAAAGACACGGGUGCUAGUGACUCACGGCAUCAGCUUCCUGCCCCAGACGGACUUUGUCAUAGUGCUAGCUGACGGGCAGGUGUCUGAGAUUGGCACUUACGCAGCCCUGCUGCAGCGCAACGGCUCCUUUGCCAACUUUCUCCGCAACUACGCACCUGAUGAGGGCAAGGAGCACCAGGAGGCCGACAGCAGGACCGCCUUGGAGGACAAAGAGGAUGAGGAGGUGCUGCUGAUCGAGGACAUGCUCAACAGUCACACAGACCUGACGGAUAAUGAACCGGUGACAUACGAGGUCCAGAAGCAGUUCAUGAGACAGCUGAGUGCCAUGUCCCAGGAAGGAGAGGGCCCGGGUCGGCCUGUGCCCAGGAGGCGCCUGGGUGUGGCAGAAAAGGUAGUGCAGGCCACAGAGGCAAAGGCGAGCCACGUGCUGACCCAGGAGGAGAAGGUGGAGAUGGGUACUGUGAAGCUGAGUGUGUUCUGGGAUUACGCCAGGGCCGUGGGGCUCUGUGCCACGCUGGUCAUCUUUCUGCUGCACGGGGGUCAAAGCGCGGCUGCCGUUGGGGCCAACGUUUGGCUCAGUGCCUGGACCGGCGAGGCUGCGGUGAACGGCCAGCAGAACAACACCUCCCAGAGGCUGGGCGUCUACGCCGCCUUGGGAAUUCUGCAAGGGCUCCUGGUGAUGCUGUCAGCCAUCACGAUGGCGGUGGGAGGCGUCCAGGCCGCACGCUUGCUUCACCAGGCACUGCUGCACAACAAGAUGCGCUCGCCACAGUCCUUCUUCGAUACGACGCCCUCAGGCCGCAUCCUCAACCGCUUCUCCAAGGACAUCUACAUCAUCGAUGAGGUUCUGGCUCCCACCGUCCUCAUGCUGCUGAAUUCCUUCUACAACUCCAUCUCCACCCUCGUGGUCAUCGUGGCCAGCACGCCACUCUUCGCUGUGGUCAUCCUGCCUUUGGCUGUCCUCUACCUCUUUGUGCAGCGCCUCUAUGUGGCUACAUCACGGCAGCUGAAGCGGCUGGAGUCUGUCAGCCGCUCACCCAUCUACUCCCACUUUUUGGAGACGGUGACCGGCUCCAGCGUCAUCCGGGCCUAUGGCCGCAGCCAGGACUUCGAGGCCAUCAGUGAUGCUAAGGUGGACACCAACCAGAGGAGCUGCUACCCCUACAUCGCCUCCAACAGGUGGCUGGGGGUCCGAGUGGAGUUCGUGGGCAACUGUGUUGUGCUCUUCACCGCACUCUUUGCCGUGAUUGGGAGAAGCAGCCUGAGCCCAGGGCUGGUGGGCCUGUCUGUGUCCUAUGCCCUCCAGGUGACGUUGGCUCUGAACUGGAUGAUACGAACGAUAUCAGACUUGGAGUCUAAUAUUGUGGCCGUGGAGAGAGUCAAAGAGUACUCCAAGACGGAGACUGAGGCCCCCUGGGUGGUGGAGGGCAGCCGCCCGCCAGCGGGCUGGCCACUGCAGGGUGAGGUGGAGUUCCGGAAUUACUCUGUGCGUUACCGGCCGGGCCUGGAGCUGGUGCUGAAGGACCUGAGCCUACAAGUGCGAGGUGGCGAGAAGGUGGGGAUCGUGGGCCGCACUGGGGCUGGCAAAUCGUCCAUGACCCUCUGCCUGUUCCGCAUCCUGGAAGCCGCGGAGGGCGACAUCCUCAUCGACGGCCUCAAUGUGGCCGACUUCGGGCUCCAUGACCUGCGUUCUCAGCUGACCAUCAUCCCCCAGGACCCCAUCUUGUUCUCGGGGACCCUGCGCAUGAACCUGGACCCCUUUGGCAAUUACUCGGAGGAAGACAUGUGGCGAGCCUUGGAGCUGUCCCACCUGCAAGCGUUUGUGAGCUCCCAGCCGGCCGGCCUGGACUUCCAGUGCUCCGAGGGCGGGGAGAAUCUCAGCGUGGGCCAGCGGCAGCUCGUGUGCCUGGCCAGAGCCCUGCUUCGCAAGAGUCGCAUCCUGGUUUUAGACGAGGCCACAGCCGCCAUCGACCUGGAGACUGAUGAGCUCAUCCAGGCCACCAUCCACACGCAGUUUGAGACCUGCACGGUGCUGACCAUCGCACAUCGGCUCAACACCAUCAUGGACUACACCAGGGUCCUGGUCCUGGACAAAGGGACAAUAGCUGAAUUUGAUUCUCCAACCAACCUCAUUGCAGCCAGAGGCAUCUUCUACGGGAUGGCCAGAGAUGCUGGACUUGCCUAAAAUAUAUUCCUGGGAUUUCUUCCUGGACAUUCCUGGUGUUCAUCAGGAAGGGAAAAGGACACCAGAUAUGUCUACAGAAUGGACUUGAUGGCAAAUGCUGGGGGCAUUUGUCAGGUUUUUGUCCCUGUUAAGUGCCUGGCAGGAUAACCAUGCUAAAUGCUUCAGGUGAGGAGGUGAAGCCCAAGAGGCAAAUGACAUGCCCAAAGUCAUAGCUAAUUUGAGGCAGAGCCCAGACUAGUCCCCAGGUCUCCUGAUUCCCAGUGUGGUGUUAUUUCCACACUGUACUGUUUUCAAUCAUUUCAUGGCAUGACCUCCCUACCCCCAUGAUUCUUCAUAUUUUCUACUCUGAAGUGUUUUUCUUUUUUUUUUUUUUUUUUUUUUUUUUAAUAAAGCUUUUUCCUUCUGGAACAGAAGACUGCCAGGUCAGGCCAUCCCUAAGGAACUGAGUCUGGUACACUGGGGUGCUGGCCUGGAUCCAUUAAAAAUGGAGCACUGAUGAAAUAAAGCUACGUGUCAACAAUA